AGGGGGAGAUUCUCAAAGGAGCCACAACUCCCAUGUCGGCAUCUAAACGAAUGGCCAGAUUUACAGAGGAGCUCAGCAUUUGGGUUCAGAGCACUUGGCUCUCCGGUCAUCAGUGUCCCAGUGGCCACUGCCGAGUUCUGAGUCUCGCUUAAAUGUACGAAAAAAUAUGGAGGAGAUGAUGCUAAACCUGUUGCUGGAAACUGGGGUGACAAUUUUCUGACCUCGUGUUUCCCUCUGCCUCCCUCUGCAGCCGGGGAGAAACCAGCAUCAAGCUCAGAAAUGGCGAGCCUUGUUAAAAAGCCUUAAUUUCACGCGCAGUCCAUGUUGCAAGAAAGGGUUUCAUCUCUGAGCCUCCGAGCCGCUGCGCUGAGCGUAAUGGGACAGCUUGAAAACCGAGAGAGCUGAAACUGACCUUCCCCCUACAGCCAGACUUGUUUCAUUCUUGUGGCUAACGUGCCAGCAAUUGUCACUCUGCAAAAAUGAGAAAAGACUUUGCCAGCCUCAGAUCUGAAACAGAUACCAGCGAAGAGACAGAGUCAUCACAAGCCAACCAGAGCUGGAAAACAGCUCCCCGCUCAGAGAAAGUUCCUCGCUUCAGCACCUCAGCUCAGUCUAAGGGAGUCUAAAUCCGCGGACAGCGAACUGGGUGGGCAGAGACACUCAGAGUGCACCGUGUGUGGAGGAAUGCUGCGUGAACACGAUCGUCUGCAGCUCCCAGCGCUCGUUCCAGAGUCUACGCUGAAACCCUGGGAGCAUCCUAGUUCUGAAUUCACAUCCCCAGCGUCUGAGUCUGGUUCGGUCCAUGCUCUGUCCGUCUCCAGAUCUCCCCGCACUUGGAAAGAAGGAAUGCCGAUAGCCCCGCGGACCUGGUAAGGAGGCCCUGUUGUGCUAGGCGCUGUUCAUACACAGCGUGAAAAGAGAGGCCCUGCCCCCAGAGAGCUGCAGUCUGAGUAUGAGACCAGAAACAACGAGUGGAGACGGCCAGGAGACAAGGAAACUGUCCUUUCCGGCUCGAUUCGCUCACACACCUGCAGGGAGGAAGAGGUUUCCCUGCUCUGCAGCGAUGCACGUAGCGGGACUUCAGAAUGCCCCAUGGCGCCCAGCCCUAGAGCCCAAUUCUCCCCUCUCCAUGUCCUGUGUCUCCAGCCUCUGUGGUUGGCUGUUCUGCAAGACGGCCUGUCACUCCCCACCAAUCGCAGGCUGCUGGCCCUUUGCUAAUGCUUCCUCUUUCCCCUCCAGGAGCCUUUGAUCUGGUUCAGAAAGGCAGGAAAGAGGGGACCCGCGGGAGGCUGCAAUCUAGCAGGGGGCCCAGCUUCCCAGGAGACGCUUCCCAGAGACCGCCUGAGAGGAUGUGGCUGUACCUGGCCGCCCUGCUGGGGCUGUACUUCCUGCACCGAUGGUACCGGGAGCGGCAGAGUGUCGAGGGCCUCCCGGAUAAAUACGUCCUGAUCACCGGCUGCGACUCCGGCUUCGGGCACCUGGUGGCCAAGCAGCUGGACGCCCGGGGCCUGCGGGUGCUGGCGGCUUGUCUCACCCAGCAGGGCGCGGAGCAGCUGAAGAAGGCGACGUCGGAGCGGCUGCAAACGGUGAUCCUGGACAUCACCCGCACCGACAGCGUCGCUGCGGCCACCGCCUGGGUGAAGGAACAAGUCGGGGACAAAGGGCUGUGGGGCCUGGUGAACAAUGCGGGGAUCUCUCUCCCCGUGGCCCCCAACGAGUGGCUGACCAAGGACGACUUCGUCAAGGUGCUGGACGUGAACCUGAUCGGCCUGAUCGAGGUGACCGUCAGCGUCCUGCCCCUGGUGAAGCGAGCCAGGGGCCGGGUCGUCAGCGUGGCCAGCAUAAUGGGCCGAUUGUCCUUCUUCGGAGGGGGCUACUGCCCUUCUAAGUACGGCGUGGAGGCGUUCUCCGACAGCCUCCGGCGUGAGAUGCUGCCUUUCGGGGUGAAGGUGUGUGUGAUCGAGCCGGGCUACUUCCGCACCACAAUUACCAACCCUCAGCUCAUUAACGAGAACUUCACUCGCCUCUGGGAGCGGCUCCCUGAGGAAACCAAAGCGAGUUACGGGGAGAGUUACCUGAAAAGCUUAAUCCGCGCCACCCACGACAUGCAGAAAUCCUGCAGCUCCGAUCUGUCCAUCGUCACCAGCUGCAUGGAGCACGCGCUCACGGCCCGCCACCCCCGCACCCGCUACUCCGCCGGCUGGGACGCCAAGCUGGUCUUCCUCCCGCUGAGUUACCUGCCCACCUGGUUCGCCGACUUGGUGCUGAUGUGGUCCUCCCCGGUCCCAGCCCAAAAAGCGUAGGAGGAAGAUGCAGCGUGAGACUCUCGGCAGGUGGCAGCGACCAGAGGAGCGUCACUGGUACAUGGGGUCCAAAUUCCCGGCGGGGGUGAGACCCCUGUCCCGUGGCACCCAGCUGAGACUAUGCAAAUCAGUUCUUAAUUACAAAUGUUGAAUCAAAA
Molecule: messenger RNA, 2461 nt
Organism: Chelonia mydas (Green sea turtle)
Lineage: Eukaryota; Metazoa; Chordata; Testudines; Cheloniidae
Product: retinol dehydrogenase 16
Exons: 7
Coding region: 1218-2303 (361 amino acids)
Source: RefSeq, a predicted model, not a curated record